AUGAAUGGACGGAGGAGAAGAGCAACGGGCCUCUCCCAUGACUCGUCGUUCGUGUCGCGGCGAUGGGACUCGGGACUUUUCCCUGCCCAGGCGCGGCCCGAUGUUUGUUGCUCGGGUGGUGCCAGAGCGGUCGUGCAGCUCGCGGCCGGCGCAUGCGCGAGUUCCAUGCUCCAGCUCGGGCUCCAACGCGGACGGACAGCACAUGGCCGACAACGCGGCUGCAUCGAUCCUUUGGCUGUGCCUUGCCCAACGCUGCUUCACAUAGUCCGUACUUACAUCCUUUCCAACCUCUCGCCGUGUCGUCCAUGUCUGAAGUUGGCUGCAGCUCCGGCCACUGGCCAGCCCACGGAGGAGUGA
Messenger RNA from Purpureocillium lilacinum, 357 nucleotides. The record is from RefSeq and is a predicted model, not a curated record. Lineage: Eukaryota; Fungi; Ascomycota; Sordariomycetes; Hypocreales; Ophiocordycipitaceae.